GAAUUGAUGGCAGUGGGAAAUGAGAUAUGUUGAAUAAAAGCGAGGAAACCAAGGAGCUUAGAUAAAAAUAAAAUUGCGAUAGAGGAGGGAUUUAGGGUUGGAGAGAUUCAGGAUGUAUUCCAGCCGCCGAAUCAAUAAAGUUUGAGAAUUUCUUUUGUGAUUCUAAUAAUUUUUCUUGUAAUUGUAGUCAACUCUUUUAUAACAAAUUCUGCUUGGGAUCACAGUUUUCUUCAAUCUCUAAAAUAUGCAAUCACCGUCAAGCACUUCAGGCACAUUGCUGGAAAGAGAGAAUAAUAGAAGAUCUAAUCAGGCAAGAAGGCUUCACUAUAAAAGAUCAUCAUUUUGGGCUGAUCUUCCGCAUGAACUUCUUGAGAUUAUUUCUAAAAGUCUGAAUAUUGUAGACUAUCAAAACCUUGGUCGAGUUUGCAGAAGCUGGAGAUUGUUUUGUUCAGAAUUUAAGCAGAAAUUUUUGACAUCUCAAUCACCACUUGUUGUUUAUGCAUCAUCACGAGCUAAGAAGUAUUUUUACUUCUUUGACAUAGCUACUGGAAUGAAAUACAAGACUAAGCUGCCUCAAUUUGUUUGCAACUUCAAGUUGUGUCUUGGUGUUUCUAGUGGGUACUUAAUCAUGCUCUGUCUCAAGAAAAAUGAUGUUUCGGGCAGUUGUUUAUCGGUUGUAAAUCCUGUUACAGGACAUCAAGUCCAAUUCCCUUGCAUGCCGCAGCCUCCUUGUAUUAAAUAUUAUGAAUACCGUAGCAUAUUUGCUACCUUUGGGUCACAGGUUCAAGAUUUUCUUAUUAUGUAUAUGGAUAGACGGUGCUUGCAGUUCUGUACAUCUAAAGAUAACCAGUGGAAAGAAUACUAUGAUAUCAACGGGCGUUUAUUGGAUACAGUUGUAUUUGAUGGUAGGAUAUAUAUUCUAAACAGUAAUUCUCAGAUUGGGACAUUCAACCCGAGAUCUUGUGAUUUGAGGAUAUUGGAACUGAAAUUCGCACCUGAUUUCAGCCAUUCCUUCCAUGGGCUAAUUAGAUUGGUGGCUUCAAAUGAUCAGCUAUUUGUACUUAAUUUUCCUAAAGUUUACAGAAUAGACUUGUCAAGGAAGGAAUGGGUGCUAAUGUAUAAUUUUGAUGAUCAAGCUUUGUUUUUUGGCUCUGAUUACAUGAUGUGUUCCAAGGUAAUCAACCCAACAAAAUGGGGAGGACAAAGCAACUACAUAUAUAGUCUCGUGUCUUCUUGCAUUAUUUAUUUACGCCCAUAUAACCCAGAGGAGCCACAGGAAACUAUUAUCAUUGAUCUGCCAUCACAAGUAUUUGGGAAAGGUUAUGCUUCGGCCAAAAUACUUUCUUGGGAUUUUCUACACCAGUCAAGCCGUAUUGAGAAUGUAAGGGAUGAUUAGUGGAAUGGUUUGUAAAGGUUUCUAAGCUUAGACAAGGUUUUUAUCUUUUCUGUGCUUCUAAAAUUAGCAUUAUAAUCCGGAGCAUACCACUACUAUUUUGCAUUGUUACCAAUCCUGAAACCUCAUUAAAAACAUUAAGAGAGAAUUGGAAGAGAGACAAAAUUUCAAAACUGGAGCAGAAGAUUUCAAGGUAGAACACUUUUUAUCUGUGUUGUUAUUUUCUUGCUGAGGUGAGUUACCUUUGGCCUAUUAGUAGUCAAACUGCCUCUAGCUUGUAUGAGUUGCAUUAAUUUUCUUUCUUUAGUUGUAAACUUGGAGAAGAUUCUCGAUGUCAAGAGUUUUAUUUUUUAAUUUGUUA
This is a messenger RNA of Mangifera indica (mango), 1754 nucleotides long. Its product is annotated as F-box/kelch-repeat protein At1g57790-like. The transcript has 3 exons. Bases 245 to 1396 code for a protein of 383 amino acids. The record is from RefSeq and is a predicted model, not a curated record. Gene Ontology annotation, molecular function: protein binding. NCBI's taxonomy places the organism in Eukaryota, Viridiplantae, Streptophyta, Magnoliopsida, Sapindales, Anacardiaceae.